UGUCAAAAUAUAUUUAUUAAAUAUAUUUUGGAUUUGAUGAACAUUGAGCAUCUCUGCUACAUUCGUCACUCCACUAAUUCAAACAUCUAAAACAACGAUCAUCCCACGUGGUUGGUUUGGUAUCGCGGGAAUAUCGGGUAUCCCUGUCUCAGCCCCACCGGUGAAGUGCCCAACCUUGCUGCGUAAACAAAACCGUUGACAGUAGAAAACUCCCUUACUUUUCCUCAAUUGCUCACAUUUCACAACAAUAACAACCGGUAGCGGCAUUUAAAGGCAGCACCGCGAACAGUCCAGGCCGCUGGUAAUUGUUUCUCGAGGUCAUCAUUGUGGUCCGGUUUAGUUUACUGUUCAGACAUUUCUUUCUUUUUGCAACAUGUUUUCAGUAAUAACUGUGAGUGAUUCCUGUGCCGCUGGUAAAGCAACCGACACGAGCGGUCCCCAUUUGGUGGAAUUGAUCAAACAGUCGCUGAAGACGGACACCGUGAACUACCUGUUGAUUCCGGACGAGGAGGAUUUGAUAAAACAAUCCCUCAUCUACGCUUGCGAUGUGCUCAAAGUGCGAGCGGUCUUCACGACGGGCGGCACCGGCUUUGCUCCACGCGAUGUCACGCCGGAAGCGACACGAGCGAUUAUUACGAAGGAAGCACCCCAGCUAACGCUGGCCAUGACACUGUGCAGCUUGGAGAAGACGAAGUUUGCGGUACUGUCGAGAGCGGUCUGUGGUGUGCGAAACAAAACGCUGGUCGUUAACUUCCCGGGCAGUAAAAAGGCGGUCGGCGAAUGCUUCCAAUCGAUCGUGGAUGUGUUGCCACAUUUGUUGAAUCUGUUGAGCGAAGGUGAAAUAGAGCGGGUGCGUGAAACGCACCGUAAAGUGCAGGCGACAGGGGACGGGCCAGUGCCGCAGGAAGUGUACCACGUGUGUCCCCAUGCAACCGGCAAGGGAGGAGAUGAUCGUAAUUCACCUUUCCCCAUGAUUGACGUGGACGAUGCGUUGAGGCAAAUUCUCGCUACCAUACCUAGCGUGCAGACGGCGCGGAAGCAGCUUAGUCGUGUGAAUAUUCCACCAUUCCGCGCAUCGAUCAAAGACGGCUAUGCGUUGAAAUCCAUCGGUGGCAAGGGUAUGAAGAAAGUAAUCGGUUACAUUUCCGCCGGCGAUGCGAUCGUGCAGACAAACUUUACCAUCGACGAGUGUUACAAAAUCAAUACGGGAGCGCCAGUCCCGCAGCAUGCCGAUGCAAUCAUUCAGGUGGAGGACACAAAGCUUGUCUCGCGCAAGAACGAUUAUGAGAGUAUUGUGGAAAUACUGGCCGAACCAAGCGCCUCGCUUGACAUCCGCUCGAUCGGUAGCGAUUUGCGAAUGUCGGAAGAGGUGUUUCAGUACCGGUUUCCGCUCGACGCGUGUCAACGGGCGCUGCUCGCCGCCGUCGGGGAGAAGGCAUCGGUGGUGAAGCUGAAGGUGGCCAUCAUUUCAACGGGAGACGAGCUGCUGCACCCGUAUGACACGAGUGCAGCCGCUGACGCCAGCUCGUUGGAGGGGAAAAUUUUCGAUUCCAACACUACCAUGCUGGUAGCGCUCGUGCGUCAGUGCGGGUUCACCGAGGAUCAGUGUGAAAUUCAGCAACGGGUUGUGAAGGAUGACUUUGAGUCGUUGAAAGCGGAAAUUGAAUCACUAACCGGAGCAGUUCACGUCAUCAUAUGCACCGGUGGCGUGUCGAUGGGCGAUAAAGAUUUCGUCAAACCCGUGCUAAAAGCGCUCAACUAUGAGCUGAUCUUUGGGCGUGUCAAUAUGAAGCCGGGCAAGCCGUGCGCGUACGCCACCAGCAAAGUGACGAAGUUUUUCGGCCUCCCUGGUAAUCCCGUGUCCGCGUUCGUUACCUUCCAUCUGUUCGCGUUGCCCGCGCUGCGACAAUAUCUUGCCACGCUAAAUGAAACGGCACCGAAUGCGGCUAAGGCAAGCCUGCCGAUGAUUACCGUUGAGCUCCUGGAUGCAAAAUAUGUGCUCGACCCACGACCGGAGUAUGCGAGGGCAUCGAUCGUAUCACGAAACGGCAAACUCCUGGCAAGCAUAACUGGCGGACAAAUUAGCAGUCGCCUGAAGAGCACUGUUGAGGCAGACGUCCUUCUCGAACUACCGGCAAGAACGGAAACAAAGCCGUACAUAACGGCGGGAACGCCGCUAAAAGCGCUCGUCCUUCGGUCGGAUUUUAUUUCUCGAUACGAGUAGAUCGAUAGUGCGUGUGUGCGUAUAAUUAUGUCUUCAAACAUCACGCGUUAAGCUUACACUUUAAACGUGCAAUGCAUUUUGCUCUACAAUAAACAUACACAAAUACAUAUACUAA
Molecule: messenger RNA, 2339 nt
Organism: Anopheles coluzzii
Lineage: Eukaryota; Metazoa; Arthropoda; Insecta; Diptera; Culicidae
Gene: cin
Product: molybdenum cofactor synthesis protein cinnamon
Exons: 5
Coding region: 374-2224 (616 amino acids)
Biological process (GO): gamma-aminobutyric acid receptor clustering; glycine receptor clustering; molybdenum incorporation into molybdenum-molybdopterin complex
Cellular component (GO): postsynaptic specialization; cytoplasm; cytosol
Molecular function (GO): molybdopterin molybdotransferase activity
Source: RefSeq, a predicted model, not a curated record